Molecule: messenger RNA, 434 nt
Organism: Prorocentrum cordatum
Lineage: Eukaryota; Dinophyceae; Prorocentrales; Prorocentraceae
Source: the annotation of a GenBank genome assembly
AUGGGGCAGAUGCUGGACAGGCCGGUCACUGCCAAGGAUUCCGAGUGGGGCCCGCAGAGCGGCCCGCUGCGCCUCUCCUGGUCCUCGAGCUCCAUGCAGGGCUGGCGAACGGGGAUGGAGGACGCUCACGUGUGUAUGACCGCGCUGCCAGACAAAGCCCUACAGGGCGUCGCGCUGUUCGGGGUCUUUGAUGGGCAUGGCGGUGAGCAGGUCGCGAAGUUCUGCGCCAAGCACCUCCCCGAGGAGGUGUGCUCGGCGCUGCGUGGCCUGGGGGUCGACUGCCAGCCCGAGACUUGGCAGGUGGGCGAGGCACUCGUGCAGGCUUUCCACCGCAUCGACGAGCUGCUGCGCGACCCCGACGUCUCGCCGGAGCUGAAGGCGCUCUCGAACCCGCCCCCGGACCUGGCGAGGAGUCCGCGCCCUGUGGUCGGCAG